GAACUAGCUGGUGGAAAUGGUAUUAUCGGAGGUGAUUCAGCCCAUCCGUAAAGUUACGCCCACACACACCACAGAUGAGACUGAGGCAAACACAAAGAGCAUAUCUGCAAAAGAACAUGUGAUUGAAAGCUUUGUGCAGAGUACGUCGUGCCAGCAACUAACCUACAAGCGACAAUCAACACGCUGCGAACGAAAGAACCACUAACCAAACCGAUAAGACGAAAGGACGACGAACGCACGAGGCGAGCCAACAAUACGGGACGAUGUGUGGACCAGUGCCAAAGCACAACGAACGCGAAAGGAUUUUUGAAAAGGCAAAAUCAGCGCCAAGAUAUUUUUGAAAUAGUCAUAAAGGACAACUAACGGCGUGUUGACGCGCAUACCGCAACCGUACCGUGAAUGUACAUAACUGUGUAAUUGUGUGAAACAGCAGCGCGACGCUCGUGUAAACAUAACGGAUUAACAAUUCAUACGAAUUUUGUGUUGAAUGCCGAACGAUGGCUUAUAAUAAAAAUAAUAAUAAGUAGGCGCAGAAUGAAGCAAUGAGUGCUAUGAGUGAUUUAUCCGAUGGCAUCAAUACCGCCUUUGACGGCAAAGCAAAGCCUGAGGCGAAAAGUCCAAAGUGUCAAACUGAACAAAAGUUGUAAUAAUUGCAAUUUGUUUGAGCGAAGCACUGAGAAGUUGAGAAGGGAUAAGAAUGAAAUGAAUGGCAUUAUGCAUUUGAUAUGCGAUUGUUAAUGUGGAUUUAUUUCAAAAGCUGGUAAUUGACAGCGAUGCGCUGAAGAUUAAACAGAAUUAAUUGCUAGUAAAUAUAAAUAUGGUGAAAAUAUCAAAAUAUGUAGUGGAAAAUAUGAUUGUUUAACUGAAUUCGCGAUUGCGAAAGAAAUGUGACUAACACAAUCCAGGAAAAUUAUCUCAAAUGCACAAAAAAGCUUGCUGAUAUAUAUAUCUUUUUUUUAAUAAUUAAUACGUUUGGAGAACAUAUAUUUUAAGUACCGUGCAAAUAUGAAAUCAUUAAAAAAUAUUAAAAUAAUUUAAAAUAAAUAAAAGCAAAUACACAAUAAUAAUAAAUUGACAAAUAAAAACAAUGUUUUGUGAAUUCCAGCUAUUAGUUUUUUAUUAAUGCUAAUAUUUACAUUAGUGCGAAAAGUGAACCACACGCACAAUGCAAAAUAAAAAGACACAGAGAGUUUUGGGUUGAAGGCUCCUACAUACUUUCAAAGAUGUGAGGUGAAGAAGUGUUUUCACAGCUGCAUGAAGUCGCAAUGAAUACCAAAAUAAAUACAACAACGCAGUGUAAUUAGUGCAAGCGUAAAGACCGGGGGCUGUUGAAAAUGCUUGCCACUGGAAAAUCCUUAAUAAAUUUCCGUGUAACCACCACCUCUUAAAUGCACGCUAAUAAGCCCAAAAAAUGCGAUUUCCAUUGCGACGCAACGCGAAUGUCCUAGACACGCUCCUCACCGAGACUCUGCAAAUAUUGGUGGUAUUCAGCAUAAUGGGUUGGCCAUUUAGUGGCAUGCAACAGUGUGAAACCAAGGGCAUGAGUGUGGAACGUGUACAACACCAACAAUUGAGUAAACAGCAGCAGCUUCAACAACAACAGCAACAUCUAGAAUUACAUUACCUGCACCACUUCCAACAACAACAACAACAAGAGAAAAUGCAUAAGCUAGCGCCGCACACACUCCAACAACGCACACAAACCAUAGGUGGUGAACCUUCGCUAGAAUUAGUAUUCCGACACGACAAAAUGGAAUUAAUGACCACAACUGUAUCUCCUGCUAGAUUCUCCCCUCAAACAGCAUCCUCGACAAUAUCCUCGCCACCAUCGUCAUUAUCCUCGUCGGUGCCAUCAUCAUCAUCAUCAUCAUUAGACACGCAUGACAUGCACUACGCUACACCAAUAAUUACAAAAAAUUAUCAACACAAAAGGGCGCCCAUAAGCGCUGCUGACGGCGACGCGGCGUAUAUGCAACCCAUAACAACGACCGCAUUAACGGCUAACGAAGCCACUGCUCGUGUCACUGCUACCGCUCCGAUGAUAAGUGUUAGCGUUGCAACUGGUGUGGGUGUUGAGCCUACGGACAUGCGAAUUUAUCCAGUGCGAGCCUCCUCCUGGGCCCUGCACGCGCUGCAUCGGGUUUCAAAGGACACGCAACAUAACGGUGUUUACGCACAGCUUCCGCCUGUCAAUAGUGACAGCGCCAACGAUUCACAAGAGAUCGAUAAUAUGGAUUACGUCAUGUCGGAACAUAUUGCUUCGCUGGCGCAUACGACAGACGACGGCGCAACGAGUGUAAGCGCGAGUGCCGCACCGAGACUCACAGCAUACACAAAUAGUAAUAAAAAUCAUAGUAAUAAUAGCAACAACAACAACAUAAAUAUCAACAGCAACAAUAGCAGUAGUAGUAAUAAUCAAACACAGGACGAUUUAAGGUCCUUAUCGUUGUUAAGCGUAAGCGACCAUAAUAUGGAAAUAUCGGCCAUGGCACAGGAAAUGGCGGUGGAUGCGUCCUUGACAUCUUCCAGUUCAGCCUCAGCAGCAGCACCAUCAUCAUCAGCAUCAUCAUCAUCGUCAUUGUUUUCGGAGUCCGCGUCACUAACGGCGGCUGAUCGAACAGCCAGCGAUGCAAGUGGUGCCGAUGAAAGCGCAAAUACCAUUAACAACAACAAUAACAUGCAACAUCUUGGUACCCAGCGCAUUGCAUUGAAAACGACGGCGAAAACAAAAACAACGCUAGCCACCGAGCAUCAGCAAAAUGCGGCCAAGUUACAGGCGAUUACAACUGCCGCCACCGGUGGCGCGACCGGGCGUCAGCGUGGCGCAGCGAAAAAGGUGGAGAGCAAAUAUAUUCUGCCUAAACCGCAGAAGACCGAUGCGCCAAUGCUCAACUACAUUUUCGAUACAUUUUCGACGGCGAACAAGCAUCAUCAUCACGAUCAGAGAUAUGGACCGCACUUUGAGGACGUGCAGCGCGUGGGACAGCCAACGAAUAUGACGGUGCAGGCGGGUAGCAGCAUACAUUUGAAUUGCAGAAUUUCGCUGCUGCAAGAUAAGACUGUGUCCUGGGUGCGUCGCAAUGCACAGGGCGAAAAUGCACUCGACCUGCUGACGGUCGGUCUGCACACAUACACGGGCGAUAAGCGCUAUAAAAUGGAGUUUCAAUAUCCCAACAAUUGGCGGCUGAAAAUCAUGAACGUGAAGAAGGACGACGAAGCGAUGUACGAGUGUCAGAUAUCGACGCAUCCACCGCGAGUGAUACAAAUUAAUCUCUUCGUUAAUGCACCGAAAGUGAUGAUUGUUGAUGAGUUCGGUGAUCCGCUACAGGAAAAAUAUUACGAAAUCGAUUCAACAUUGCAGCUGUCAUGUGUGGUCCGCAAUGUCGCCAUGGCCACAUCGGUCGUGUACUGGAAGCACGGCGUCGACGUGCUCAACUAUGAUGUGACGCGCGGCGGCAUCAGCGUCAAGACGGAGCUGAUGGACGACGGCGCCAAUUCCACACUAUCCAUAGCGAAAAUCAACAAGUCCGACUCCGGCAACUAUACGUGCGCAAUUAGUGAUUUCCAAAACUUCAGCAUAGUCGUACACAUAUUGAAUGGUGAAAGUUUCGCCGAACUGCAUCACGGCGCCGCAGCACCCACGGUUCCUAGCGCAUUCCACCAGCAGCUGGUCGUGCAUUGCGCGUUGCUCAGCUUGUUAUUGCUGCUCUUGCUGCUGCACGCCCCACACCAGCCAUACACACUCGUGCACAGGUAAAAGUUACUCAAUUAGCCAAACGGGGUAGUGCAAACGAAGUCCUAACCAACAAGGCAAGUAUGCAUUGGCGGAAGCGUCAACUGCCUGGCAGGCGGCGGGGGCUGGCGAGCCAACACGAGCAGUGUUAUAGUUGAAUUUUUAUAAUUUCACUAAUUAAGUAACUUAAGUAAAUUAAUGUGACAUUUAAUUGAAGCAAUUAGUUAACGAAGCGAUAAUUAAGACAACUUACAUACAUAUAUACAUAAAUACUUAUAGUCAUGUUGUAUAAGAUAGUGGACAAAAAAUUGAAUUUAUACAGAAAAUAUGAAAAAACAUGUAAAAGUUAAUUUAUAUUCAUGAUCAGUUGUGUGUUUGUGUAUGCAUCGGGGAGUGGGUGAAACCACAAAGUUCAUUUAUUAUAAAUUUGAAUCACAAUUUUUAUAAAAACCAGUAGGCACACAUACAAGUAUGUAUGGUAUGUAUGCAGAUAUAUGUGCUUGAAUAUGCAAAGCAUAAAAUAAUAGAAAAAAUAACAACAAAAAAGCAAAUCAAUGACGAGAAUUUGCUUUAAAACUCGAAUUAAAAUCAAAAAUCGACUAAAUGUUACGCCAAAUCCCUGCAGAAUCCAAACAAUUUAAGUUGUUGCACAAACAGUUCGCCACCGAGCGCUGUCGAGCAGCCAGCCGGGUGAAAUAUUUUGACAAUUUAUGCACCCGAAGGGGAUUAAUGCAAAUAAUCGUUGCAUUAUUCAAGUGAAAAAGUCAAAUAUAUGCACUGAAUAUUCCAACUGGAUGGCAGCACUGGAAAAAUAUCAAAACGAACCAAAUAAAUAGCAACAAACCAACAUGCAACUAAUUGCAGCGCGAAAAACUGUAAAUAACGGUAAAUACGCGCAUAUGCAGCGCAUGUGAAAUGCAAAAUAAUAGAGUAAACAGCAAAUUGGUGAUGUUAUUGUGUGCAAAAUGCGAAUUUGAAUGUGUUAUAUUAAGUAAAUAAAAUUUAUAAUUGUUAAACAAUUGUUUUGAGGUUAUUUUUUUUAUUGGUAUUGCAAAAAAAAACUGCAUGCACAUAAUUUCCAGCGAAUAACAGUUAAAUAAAUACCGCAAAAGGCAAGCAAAUAUUAAUUAUUGCAUUAUUUCUAAAGCUUAAAACUGAAUUUGUUGCAAACGAAAAUAUUCAUAUUAGAACCACAGGGUUGAGGUAAAAUCAAUGCCUAGAAACAACUUGUUAUCAGUAUGGUACAUUUCUACUUAUUAUAUUUCCACUUUCGUUAUAGGAACUCUGUUGGCUUCUCAAAAAGCUUGCUAGCUUUCUCAACAAGAAGGUAGCGAGCGGAGAAGAGAAAGAAAAAAUUUUUGUCAGAGCGGUGAUGUUCAAGGGUAAAAACUUUCGUUUUGUUUGGAAGUGCGUAUAUAAAAUUCUUGAGUUCUAAAUCUUAAAAAGCUGUCUGUACAAACUACUUAGAACAUCAUCAUCUUACCAAUUUACGAACAGAGAGAGAAGUAUUCCAUUAAACAAAAAGUAUUUUCUGUAAGCUUUAGGUGUGGUAAAUUAAAAAAAAAAAUCAACUUAUUUUUGGAAAGCCGCCAUUUUGUCAAAAAUCAAAAUUUUGACUAGUUCUUCGAUCAUUACCUACAUUUAUCUAUAAUAACAAUAAAAUGUUUGCAAUUGAGAUAAUUUUAAUCAGAAGAAUCUUCCAUACCACCAGUCACCUUUUUUUUGCAGGUUGUCCUGAAGAUCGGCUGUAUAAUCAAGGGAACCCAAAGAUUUUGAAAAUGAAUUGCUGAUUAUUACAGUAAAAUAAAUCUUAUAAAUGUACAUUAUUUUUAUUUAUUUAUAAAUAAAAUGCCUCUUCAAUUUUUUCUGACUUGCAAGUGGAUAACCCCUUAAGCACUUUAUAGAAGAAACGAGCUUUCGGUGUUUUCUGGUACUAAUUUUAAGACGAUACAUUAUAUUGCUGAUGAUUAUUUUACCUCUUAUUCUUCCUUGCAAGACAACCUGGGGUGAUCCAUUGCCAUUUCUUUUUUGAAGAAUUCUUAUUGUCGCUUAGAGAAAUUUAUAGGUUUGAAUAAUGAGAUGGAUAAAGUAGACACUGCGCCAGUAUUAAGCUUUCAUUUAUAGAUAUUUCAAUAAAUCUUGAUUCGUGUUAAAUAUUUGCAGAACUCUUGCAGUCUUUAAGUAAUUCUUAAAUUUUUUAAUUGAGCCAUCUGUUCGAAUAAAAAUCGGCUCACAACCUUUGCACUCCAAUAAAAUACCACAAUUCAUAAAAAAGAAUGCAAAAUCCGGGCAGGUAAAUUAUUAUUGUUAAAUUCAGUGAGUAAAUGUUAUUGCGGUAAAUGUGUGCACACAUACAAAUACAAAUCAAUUCCAUGCAACUGUAGGUAAAUUGUAGUUUAAAAACGAUUGAGCAGUAAAAUAUUGCCAAUGAAACAAAAAUUACAGUUAUAACUGUAAGGGAAACUUAUGUAUACUGAGUAAAGAAUAUAUUUUUUAUUUAUCGAUAGGGAAGUUAACACAGACAUAGUUAAAUAUACAAGCAUUUAUGAACAUAUGAAACAUUACAUCCACACAUACACAAAAAAAAACCGAACUUGCAUUUGUAUAUAACCAACAUUGCAUGUUGAUAAAAUUUAUAAGAACUCUAGUUAUAAAAAGUACGAAAUAAAAUUUCUCCUCUAUAAUAAAAUACAAUAUUUAAGCUGAAAAUAGUUAAGGCGUAGUGUAAGAGAGAAUGGAUGAUGCGUUUACAAAACAAUAAUAAAAGUCGACUUCAAAUUAAAGAGAUAGCGCAAGGCAUCUUAAUAUAGUGAUAAGAAGAACGUUAUAGUGGGUUCGAGCUAAGACACAAAAUAAAAUAAAAUUAAAUAAAAACAGCAAAAACCAAAAAAUUUCUGUAAAACAAAAAUAAUAAAAAAUGUCAAAAAGAUCAAAAAGCAAAAUCCAUAAAUCUGUAAGUGUCUGUAGAUAUAAACCAAAUGAUUUGGCAAAAUUAAUAUUUUGUUAAACUAACACAGAAGCAACAUCUGCGCAUAUAUACAAACUUAAAAGGUAAAUAUAAUAUGAACUGAGGGCAUAUUUUUUUGACACUUGAUGUGACAACGAAUUUAUGAAAAUUUUUAUGUAAAUAUAUUCAGCCAUUUUUGUUUUUAUAAUUUUACGCAAAGCUGCCACACUUUUAAAUUUAAAAUAUUGAAAAUUAAAUUCAAACUAAAAUGAUGCAUAUGAUUUUGCAAAUAAGCAGAAUUUGUCUUGCUCUCUCUCUCUCUAGUUCCCUCUCACACUCUAAAAAUAACGAUAAACCGGCAAUGAAUUUCAACAUUUGAAAGCCGUAACGAAAAUAAUUUACAUUAGUGUAUGUGAAAUACAUAAAAUAUAUAGUUAUAAAAAUAAUGAAAUGCAUAUGUAAACAAAGAAAUGGAAAACAAAAGAAUUGAAUUGAAAUAAAUCAAAAAUAGAGUAUAAAUUAUAAAA
Molecule: messenger RNA, 7207 nt
Organism: Bactrocera oleae (olive fruit fly)
Lineage: Eukaryota; Metazoa; Arthropoda; Insecta; Diptera; Tephritidae
Gene: dpr20
Product: defective proboscis extension response 20
Biological process (GO): synapse organization
Cellular component (GO): neuron projection membrane
Source: RefSeq, a predicted model, not a curated record